GAACUCGUAAACUCUCUUAACUCGCCAUUUAGAUCUUCUCCCUUCAUCUGUUUAUCUCAGUUUGGGGAUUCACACAUCGUAUAGUAAUGGCAUAUUAUACACACACUUCUGUUGCUCUCCUUUAUAUUUUGGUGAACAUUUUCAUGAUGUUGAACAGUAACAUCAUUUCCGUUGAAGCACAAACCCGAGUAGGAUUUUACUCGAGUUCUUGUCCAAGAGCUGAAGCAAUCAUUCGAGCAACAGUCAAUACCCAUUUUCAAUCAGAUCCUACCAUUGCUCCUGGUUUGCUUAGAAUGCAUUUUCAUGAUUGUUUCGUUGAAGGAUGCGAUGCAUCUAUCCUUAUUAAUGGAACUUCCACAGAAAAGACUGCUGCCCCUAAUCUUCUAUUGAGAGGUUAUGAAGUUAUUGAUGAUGCAAAAACACAGCUUGAAGCUGCUUGCCCUGGCGUCGUUUCUUGUGCUGAUAUUCUUGCCAUUGCUGCUCGCGACUCUGUUGUCGUGAGUGGAGGUGCAAGAUGGUCAGUACCAACAGGUCGGCUAGACGGUCGGGUAUCAUUAGCAUCAGAUACUGAUAAUCUACCUGCUUUUACAGACUCUAUUGAAAUUCAAAUAGAGAAGUUUGAUGAUAAAGGACUUAAUAUUCAAGAUCUCGUUAGUUUAGUUGGUGCCCAUACAAUUGGGACAGCAUCUUGUUUUACCUUCCGAUACAGAUUAUACAAUUUCAAUGGAACUGGAGCUGCCGACCCGACAAUCAACCCAUCGUUUCUUACUGCCUUACGAAAUCUUUGUCCUGACAACGGCGAUGGAUCUAUACGUGUAGCAAUGGAUACUGGUAGCGAAACCAGAUUCGACCAAAGUUACUACACAAACUUGAGGAACGGAAGAGGAGUUCUAGAAUCUGAUCAGAAGUUAUGGAAUGAUACAACCACACAAACUUUUGUUCGACGCUUUUCAGGUCCAUUUAGAGGCUUGAGCGGAUUGGUAUUCAAUGUGGAGUUCGGUCGGUCUAUGGUGAAAAUGAGUAAUAUUCAAGUGAAAACUGGCGCACAAGGCGAGAUCCGAAGAAUUUGUUCUGCCAUUAAUUAAGAGUCAUUGAGUUUAACUUGGCUCCGUUUUAUGUUUACAAUAAGAGAUAUGCAUUAAAGCGUACCAAAAUUAUUUGUCAAGUGUAAGUAAUAAAAAUGUAAUCGAAUUGUGAAGUUCUAUAAAAGUUUGUG
Molecule: messenger RNA, 1216 nt
Organism: Papaver somniferum (opium poppy)
Lineage: Eukaryota; Viridiplantae; Streptophyta; Magnoliopsida; Ranunculales; Papaveraceae
Product: peroxidase N1-like
Exons: 3
Coding region: 87-1085 (332 amino acids)
Biological process (GO): response to oxidative stress; hydrogen peroxide catabolic process
Cellular component (GO): plant-type cell wall; plasmodesma
Molecular function (GO): heme binding; peroxidase activity
Source: RefSeq, a predicted model, not a curated record